UUGCAUUAUUAUUAAAAAUACAUAGUGGUAGAAUAAGUACGUAGUGUCGUGAAACAAAAUUAAUGAGUGUAGUGUAGUGUAAAAAUGCGGCGUUGCGAGCAAGCAGCGCGUAGCGCGGUGCUGUGCCCGGGGCCAUGCUUUGGCUGAGCGCAGACCGCCGGCUGCAGCUGGUGCCGCGCCUCUGUCCAGAGCCGUACGCGUCGCUGAGCGGGUGCUCGCGGGGCGGGGCGGGAGCGUCGGGCGUGGGGGGCGGGCAGGUGCAGCUAUGGCAGUUCCUGCUGGAGGAGCUGGCGGCCGGCGCGCCCGGCAUCUGCUGGGAGGGCGCUCCGGGCGAAGGCGAAUUCCGUCUGGCCGACCCGGACGAGGUGGCGCGACGCUGGGGUCGGCGCAAGCAGAAGCCCAACAUGAACUACGACAAGCUGUCGCGCGCUCUGCGUUACUACUACGACAAGAACAUCAUGACCAAGGUCCAUGGCAAGAGGUAUGCGUACCGUUUCUGCUGGGCGGGACUGGCGGCGGCGUGCCAAGCGCAGACUGGCGACGCAUCGCCCUACUGGCGCUGCCCUCCUCCGCACCAGCCCGACUGGCCACCGCCGGCACCUCCACCGCCCCCGCCCGCGCCCGGCUCUCAUUGAACUCCCAAGUUAAAACAGGCUUUGAAACCGUCGCAGGCUAACAUUGAUCCAAAUGCGCUUCAGUACCUAACGAUCAAAACGACGACUUUCAAGUCGACAUAGACCUUCUCAAGAAAAAAAAUGAAAAUACAGUAUAUAAUGAGAUAGAUUUGUCAUCGCCCCCGCAGUACCCUAGGGGAAGCCGCGCGAACGGGCUAGCGGCCGUGGUAAAUACGUGCAUUUGGAUGAUAGCUGUCAGCUGAACAAAUGAGUGAAAAAAGAAUUAAGAAAAAAGAUUUAUUGGAAAAUUUAACAUUUGAAGAAGAAAUGAGUAGAAUCUAGAUAGUGGAGGUCUCUAGGUCGAGUAUGGGCUCUCGGCCGGUGACGGCGGCUCUCGCUCCUGGUGUACUUGUUCUCACUGAUGCUGAUCGGAUUUUCUGAAGUGUACAGAUACAUACAAUGUAAUUGAUCAAAUGUGUUUAGAUUACGUACUUAUUAGUAUAGGAUUAUGCUUAGUUAUUGUUAACUUAAGAUAGAAAAUAAACUAAGUUGUUAUGAAUUUCCUAUUAAUUUUAUAUUGAUU
Papilio machaon (common yellow swallowtail) is the source of this 1197-nucleotide messenger RNA. Its product is annotated as protein FEV. The transcript is spliced from 4 exons. The record is from RefSeq and is a predicted model, not a curated record. Gene Ontology annotation, cellular component: nucleus. NCBI's taxonomy places the organism in Eukaryota, Metazoa, Arthropoda, Insecta, Lepidoptera, Papilionidae. Gene Ontology annotation, molecular function: DNA-binding transcription factor activity, RNA polymerase II-specific; sequence-specific DNA binding. Gene Ontology annotation, biological process: cell differentiation; regulation of transcription by RNA polymerase II. The coding region runs from base 135 to 635 and encodes 166 amino acids.